This is a messenger RNA of Rhizophagus irregularis DAOM 181602=DAOM 197198, 723 nucleotides long. The record is from RefSeq and is a predicted model, not a curated record. Lineage: Eukaryota; Fungi; Glomeromycota; Glomeromycetes; Glomerales; Glomeraceae.
AUGCAAGUCAUUGAAGGGUUAGCUUACGAAGAUAAAGAAGUCGCUAUAAGAGCCAAAGGAAAGAAGGAUUAUCAUACGGCAGCAAGAUCAUUUUUAUCAGCGGCAAAGCAAUUCAAAAAAAUCGGUGAUGAAUCUAAUCUUCUCGAAGCCGCAAAUUGUUAUGAAGAUGCUUACAAAGCCUUUCAACAAGUAAAACAGAAUGAUAAAGCGCUUGAAGCGUUGGAGACGGCAGCUUCUAUUCAUGAAAAGAAUAUAAGACAAAGCACUCGUGCAGCACGUAUAUACGAAAUAUUAGCGGAUCAGUAUAAAAAAUCGAACAGUUCACAAUAUAGUUUGGAAAAAGCACUUAAAAUGCAUCGGAAAGCUGCUGAUCUGUUCGAACUAGACGGUGAUGGCCGUUUCCUAUUUUCUUUAAUAUCGCAAGCUGAAUUAUCUGCUGAAAUUGGAUAUUAUGAGCAAGCAAUAGAUCUCUUUGACAAUAUAAUGACACUUUCAGUAAAUGAUUCAGUGCUUAGUUAUAAGACCAAGAGUUAUAUUUUUUGGCAGUGUCUUUGCAUCAUUGCUUUGGAUGAUUGGAACUUGAUUCAAUCCAAAAAUUCUUGUGAUCCAUCUGAAUUUUCCACAGCUUGCAAAGAGUAUGACCAACUUACAACAUUAACACCAUGGCAAACUCAUAUUUUACUUGAAGCCAAAAAAGUUUUAGAAGUUAAAGAUCUACGAUAG